AUGCAACCCAAACAUAGGCUUUCUCGUCUUCUUUGUCUCACAUACAUUCCCUCUACAUAUCAGUAUCUCUCUUCCCUUCUCUCUUCAUCCUCCUCUUCACCCUCUUCCAUCUCCUCUUCAUCUCUUCAUCUCACUACGAUGUCGUACCCCAUCAUCAAGGAUGGCACGGUUACGCGCAACGGCUUUCAGAGCUCCCACGGUCGCUUCACAGCCUGCUGGGGGAUCGCGCGCUUCGACUCAGCGAGCCUGAGGGAGAUUUUCCUCCCCGAGCUCCCAAACGAUGCGGACUGGCUCAAGUUCAUCGACCACACGUUCGUGCGUGCCCAGCUGCACCAUUACGGCAUUACCGACGCCGGCGAAUCCACCGGCGAGUCCGCGGAGCACGAGCUGAAGCUCCUCAAGACAGCCCUCAAACUUGGCAAAUGCGACGCCGUUCCAGCACACAUCGCGGCGCUCGAAGCGGAGAUGCACGAGGAAUGGCUGGCCACCCAGUCUCCUAGGACGCUCGCCAAGCAUCCGCAGUGGGCGAUGCGCUUCUUCGUCGACCCGGACGGGAGCCGGCAUUGGUCAACAACUCAUGUCGUCGCGUUCCCGUUUGGCCGGCGCGAUAGGGACUGCAUCCCCCCGCUGUGCGCCGCUGCGGCGGCCGUGCCGGGGCUUCACCACGCCACGGGGCAGGGCAGGAAGCCCAAGGUUUUCGUGGGCUGGGACAUGGUUGCCGUAGACCAGGCGGCGAAGGACCACACUGCAAAUGAGGACGCAGCCAUGGCUGCUGCUGCACGUGUGCGGUUGCGGCGAGUUGCGAGGCUAGCGGCGGCGGCCGCCCGCACCCCUGCGGCUGUGGUGGGCAAGUACGUUGUGGAAUGCCCGGCGAUCACGGAUGUGUGGCGCGGUGCAGGACACAUGACCAUGUCCAUCAGUACGACGGAGGAGCGUGGGCUCUACCAGGCUGACUUCGACUUUGGCAUGCUCACGGGCGUCAUGCUGCUCAACGUCGAUGGCUAUAGGCUGUGUGAAAUCCAGGAGGACGACGACGAGGACGUUGGUGACAAUGAGCAUGAGGACGAUGAAGAGGCGUACGAUGAUGAAGAGUACAAUGAGGAGUACGAUGAGGAGUACGAUGAUGAGGAGUAUCAUCAGUACAAUUAUGGCGACGACGACGAUGAUGAUGCCGACGACGCCGACAAUGACGUCGGCCGCGGCCUCAAUGGUGGCGACGACGAUGACGAGCUGACGGCAUACCUCGAGCGCGUAGUCUGUAAGGGUGACCCCAAUUCCCAGCAACCCUCGGGGACCGCGAGCCCAACCCACACGGAGGCUACAACAGACGUCGAGCCCAAUCCGGAGAAGUACUACCUUCUCCUGCGCUCGCGCCACACGGCCACGGGGGAGAUCACGUCCGUUCCGCGCCUCGGCUGGAUCUUGUGCCCCUCAGCCACGUAUACCACCUUUAAGGGGGUGGCCAACCUCCCUGAUCUGGGCUUGACCGAGUUCACGGCACGCAAAGUCGGGCGGAUUCCGGCUCCGUCACGGAGGAAGUGGUCAGACUACUCGUGGUGGGAGUACGAGAAUUGGCGGUUGUCACCUGCGUAACUUCGAGGCGAUCUUUGGAGGACGGAGAUGGCGAUCUGAUUCAUCUGGACGAGUGCAAUGUAUGUUUCCAAGGUUUCA
Cutaneotrichosporon oleaginosum is the source of this 1671-nucleotide messenger RNA. Lineage: Eukaryota; Fungi; Basidiomycota; Tremellomycetes; Trichosporonales; Trichosporonaceae. The record is from RefSeq and is a predicted model, not a curated record.